Plasmopara halstedii is the source of this 1098-nucleotide messenger RNA. RefSeq lists its product as uncharacterized. Bases 1 to 1098 code for a protein of 365 amino acids. The record is from RefSeq and is a predicted model, not a curated record. The transcript has a single exon. Lineage: Eukaryota; Oomycota; Peronosporomycetes; Peronosporales; Peronosporaceae.
AUGCGAUCGACAGAUGAAGUUACGUGGGCUCGAGCUCUAUAUAAUCGGAAAUUAAAAGAUGAAAAAUCUUCGCUAUUAUUCUCCGGUUUGCUCGACGCUCCUCUCCACUCAUGGGUUGCAAAACCAUACAAUUCGGUUGCAGCUGCAGGACAGAAUCGGAUCCUCAUCCGCGCUUAUGAAUUAAUCCGUGAGAGUGAACUUGUUAUUAAGUCUCGCAAACCAACUCUUUCGGAAGUCGAUAUUAUACUGGAAACACUGCGUAGGCAUUCGAAAGAUGAAUUGAUGUGGGCCCGCUUUCUGUACAAGCUAAAACAGGAUACAACUGUAAAUGUUGUAGUUUCCGAGGUGUUUGACAUUCUUCUACAGACAAAAAAGUCAGCACACACACCCAGUGUUUGUAUCGCCGCUCUGACAGGUCCGUCCUUCUCAUCGAAGGUCGGACUGAUGGAUUUGAAUGCACGGUCUAAAGAUGAACUCAUGUGGGCCAAACUAUUGGACAUGUUGGGCAGCAGCGAAAAUGAGCAGGCCAAUUCUCUGUACAACAAGUUGUUAGAUAGACUGCUUGAAAAGUGGCAUUUUAAAAACAGAUAUACUGUGAACGCCAUUGAUCGGUAUUUAGGUGGCUCAAAUUUUGGCAUGAUGAUAGAGUACGCGAAAUUUUCGAGCGACAACCCCAGUGCGACUCUGCUGAAUCAUCUACAAGAGCAAUUUGGCAACGAACUAAAUUUUGCUAGCCAGGUACAAAAUUCGGAGAAUUUGAAGGGAAAUCGAGAUGUUGUGUUAUGCGCUUUUUUUCAAUCAUGGAUUGGAAAGCCAUUUAAUGCAGAUGUGAAUUCAGAAGAAUUUCUUAGACUUAAAACAGCAUUUGAUAUUCUGGAGAAUUCUAAGGGAAGGCUUCAAAGGGAGAAGCUGGAUGACAAGGACACAGCCUUUCCGCCCCUACUCAAAACAUUAUUUCACAUUUCGAAUGAUGAAUUCAUGUGGUAUCGAUUUUUACGCAAAUUACAGAACGACACAUCCUUCCGUGUCCCUGUGGCUGAUUUGGUACAAUUUCUUCGUAAUAUAUGGCAGCACAAAUUAUCAAACACUGCGAUUUGA